GGCCUCUUCGCUCCCAGCAUCGCGAAGUCCCAGCGCCGCUCUUCUCUCCAAGCCACUUCCAUACACUGCGCCCACGAUGCUCCGUCGCCUCCGCCCCGACACCUCAACUCUCGCCUGCGUCUCACACAUGCUACAGACCACUCGCGUGUAUUCGGCCCCAGCAUCGUGCCGCGCCUUCUCACAGCUAUCCACAACCCCCUAUCGCCUCCAACGUCUUCCUACUGCUGUCUACGCUACUCGCGGGGUCGUCACAGGCCCCCCAAGCGACAGCCACAAGAAGAAAGCGGCAGGCGACCAGCUCUGCUGUCCACAAUGCGGGACCGCGCUCGUACUCGCAGAGCCUCUAGGCAGUGCGGACAAGUCGACGUCAUCAAAUCCUGCGACGUCAUCUUCAACCACUUCAACUCCCUCCGUGGAGUUCAAAAAGGGUGACGUGGUCAAGUGCGUCAACUGCAACCUGCACUUUGCCCUCAAGGCGCAGCCUCCUGCUCAACCCAGCCCCACCUUCCGCAACGCUGCAGCGGCUGCAGCACUGAGCUCCUUGAGUUCAUCGCUAGCUCCAGGCAUGCAGACCACGCGCGGCUCCAGUCUGGGUGGACCCACAUACAGCGGCAACUUCCCGUCUCCCUCACGUGGCGGUCGUAUGAAUGCAGACGGAGAGUACGAGAAAUUGGCCAAUGAGGCGCUUUUUUCCUCUGCAGCGGACGCGACAGUCAGCAAGGACCGUGUACUGACGCCUAGGGAGAUCUACGAAGGACUGAAUGAGUACGUUAUUGGUCAAGAUAAGGUCAAGAAAACGCUCGCUGUAGGCGUGCACAACCACUACAAGCGGCUGCAUGCACUGGAGUUGCUCCAGGCCAGAAAGGAAGCGGAGGCCGCUUGUGCCAAGCACAAUGCCAGCUCUCAACACCCACGCGCUGGUGGCGUAACGCGCCAGCAUGUGGACAUGGACGACCCGCGGCUGUCGAAUAUUGGUCGCCGUCUUCUAUUGGAGGAAAUUUACCCUGGAUCGGAUAAGAAUGAUGCAGAAAUGCCGCCGACAUCGAAGCAACAUGCCUCGGAAGAGACUGCAGAAGUUACGAAGACGACGGAGACGACGCACACCCAUGCGACGAGGCUGCAACAUCACUCGAUGGGGGACAAACUGCAGUAUCUGGAAGGCGUGGAGCUGGACAAGACUAACGUCAUGCUGGUGGGACCUACGGGGUCGGGUAAGACGCUGCUGGCCAAGACGCUGGCGCGACUGGCGAAGGUUCCGAUUGUGAUCGCCGACGCGACGUGUCUGACUCAAGCUGGCUACGUGGGCGAAGAUGUCGAGUCGGUGCUGUUCAAAUUGUACCAGGCAGCCAACUACAACCUGGAGGCCACCCAGCGUGGCAUUGUGUACAUUGACGAAAUCGACAAGAUCACGCGUAAGAGUGAAAACGUGAGUAUCACACGCGACGUGUCGGGCGAGGGCGUUCAGCAAGCGCUGCUGAAGAUCCUCGAAGGAAGCAUGGUCAAUGUGCCCGAGAAGGGCGGACGUAAGAACCCCCGCGGCGAGCACAUUACCAUCGACACGACAAACAUCCUGUUUAUUUGUGGUGGCGCGUUCGCCGGACUGGAGAAGCAGGUCACUCGGCGGACGUCCCGGUCUUCUAUCGGUUUUGGAGCCCAGAUGCCCAACAUGCGCCUGAAGGAUAGCAAUCAGAUUGGCCAGCUGCUGUCGCAAGCGGAGCCCGAAGAUCUCGUAUCGUACGGGUUGAUUCCCGAGUUUAUCGGCCGUUUCCCGAUGCUUGUGAGCACCACGGGGCUGUCGAAGGAUGAGCUGGUUCAAGUGCUCACCGAACCCAAGAACAGUCUGGUGCGACAGUACAAGGCGCUAUUUGCGCUAAGUGACGUGGAGUUCCACGCAACGGAAGGAGCCCUUGAGGCCGUGGCUGAGUCGGCUCUACGCAAGAACACUGGUGCGCGAGGACUCCGCUCCAUUUUUGAACGUGCGCUCAUGGAGACGAUGUUUGAUUUGCCCGACAUGAACGACGUGCGUGCCGUGUACGUGGAUGAAGAGGCCAUCUUGGGUCACAAGCGGCCUGUGCUGAUUCGCGGUGAAAUGACGCUUGACGAGUACCUCAAGAACCUCGAGGAUGACAGUGACAAACGGGAAGAGGCUGUCUAAGCAGUUUCCAAUCCAUCCACCACCUCAUUUGCCCCCUGCAUGGCACUAACGGAAGGGAAGUGCUUACGCGUUAGGCAGCGGUGGUUCCUCUCUCUGUGCUUUAUCAAAGGUAUUUUAUCACA
Phytophthora infestans T30-4 is the source of this 2277-nucleotide messenger RNA. Its product is annotated as ATP-dependent Clp protease ATP-binding subunit clpX. Lineage: Eukaryota; Oomycota; Peronosporomycetes; Peronosporales; Peronosporaceae. Gene Ontology annotation, cellular component: mitochondrial matrix. The transcript has a single exon. Gene Ontology annotation, biological process: proteolysis; protein catabolic process; protein folding. The record is from RefSeq and is a predicted model, not a curated record. Gene Ontology annotation, molecular function: ATP-dependent protein folding chaperone; ATP binding; ATP hydrolysis activity. Bases 77 to 2155 code for a protein of 692 amino acids.